Messenger RNA from Durotheca rogersii, 1248 nucleotides. Its product is annotated as WD40 repeat-like protein. NCBI's taxonomy places the organism in Eukaryota, Fungi, Ascomycota, Sordariomycetes, Xylariales, Xylariaceae. Gene Ontology annotation, molecular function: protein binding. Bases 1 to 1248 code for a protein of 415 amino acids. The transcript has 3 exons. The record is from RefSeq and is a predicted model, not a curated record.
AUGCCUCACCAUCCGCCCGCACAGCCCAAGUCGGUCCUACGCGGCCACCGCGCUCAGGUACACGUCACGGCCUUCGUCAGGGGAAAUCGACGACUGGCAUCCGGAGAUGCGGAUGGCUUCGUCGUGCUUUGGGACUUGGCUAUCAUGCGCCCCCGAGCUGUCUGGCGAGCCCACGCAAACGCCGUCCUCGGGAUAGCCGACUGGGGCCACGACAGGAUCAUCACGCACGGGAGAGACAAUCGCCUGAUCGUGUGGAAACUCGCCCAGUCCGAUGAGCCUUCCAUGAGCACCGUUCUUCCGCUGGAGGAACCCGUGCCCGAUCGGCUACAGCCGUGGGUACUGCACAUACUCGAAGUGAACACUAUGAACUUUUGCUCCUUUGCUUCUUGUCCGGGGAGCCCACACACUACUCCCGACGAGCUCCUCAUUGCUGUUCCCCACACGCUAGAGACAGAGGCCAUUGAUAUCUUCCGGCUCCCCGGCCAGAAUCGCGAGCACACCAUCCGUUUAGGAAGCGUGGCCGAGAAGAAGGGCAUGGUGAUGUCGUUAGGCCUGUUUUGGGUCGAGGAAUAUCUAACUCUCGUUGCUGCUUAUGAGUCCGGUCUUGCAGUGGUGGCGCGACUCGGCCGAAGCGAGACAUGGGAGAUAUUAUACAAGGCACAAGUUCAUAGCCAAACAGUGCUCUCUCUCGAUGUCGAUCCGCUUAGGAAUUAUUUCGUAACUUCCGGCGCAGAUGCUACCAUCGCUAAGCACCCGAUACCUAGAGUGAUAACCCCAGCCGAGGAGUCGAGACGGUCAAAACAGUCGGUGCCGAUCAUCGAAACACAGCCAUUAAAAAUAAUCAAUACGAAGCACUCGGGCCAGCAGGGUCUGCGCAUCCGGUCUGACGGCAAGAUCCUCGCCACGGCCGGGUGGGACUCCAAGGUGCGCGUCUAUUCCACCAAGACGAUGACGGAGCUGGCGGUCUUGAAGUGGCACGAACUCGGUUGUUACGCAGUUGCUUUCUCAGCUUUGGCCGACGGAGACCAACCCGGAUCUGGGCCUUCGAAACCAGCUGACGAGAAUCCCGAGGGUGGACCGGCUACCGCUGGCAAUGUCGCGGACGGUCAAGAUACUACUGAUAUGGUAGCCGUGCCGAAGUUGGGCCAGCUCAGCGUCAAAGAUCGACGGAUGAAGAUGGCGAAAGAGGUGCAUUGGCUAGCCGCAGGUAGUAAAGACGGGAAAAUCAGCUUGUGGGAUGUUUAUUGA